CUAUAUGAAACAUCUGUGACCCUCCAAGCUCUGUGAGAAAAGUACAUUGCAUGUUAUAUCCGUGACUUCGUUUCGAGUGCAAUCUUUAUGUCUACCUAACGGCAUGAAAAUUUACUUUUGUUGCUCGAUCCGGGGUGGUCGUGAUGAUGUUAAAUUUUACGGAGCUAUUGUACAAUGGAUAAAAGGCAUAGGCACUGUUUUGACUGAACAUGUGAGCCGGCCUGAGCUCACAGAGAAAGGUGAAGAUGUCUCUGCAGUGGGGGAUAAGCAUAUUCACGACAGGGAUAUAGAAUGGCUGCAAGAAGCAGAUGUUGUCAUUGCAGAGGUGACACAACCUUCGCUAGGAGUUGGUUAUGAAAUUGGACGUGCAGUAGCAAUGAACAAAAAGGUGCUUUGUCUCUUCAGACCAUCUUCAGGGCGCGUUCUGUCUGCAAUGAUACGAGGAGCAAAUGAUGGAUGUCGAUUCCUGGUGCGUGAUUAUACAGAGGACACAAUGCAAGAAGUUCUUCAGGAGUAUUUUGAGAAAAUAUUUCCAGCAAUAAAAUAACUAGACUGCUAAUUUGCUGCAUCCUUUUUUUUUUCCUUUUGUAACUUGCUUGUUUGCAGGCAGUUGACACAAAUUUAAAGAUGACCAGUAACCUGUUUUGAUAAAUUAACUCGAGUGUACACCUGUAGUACUAUUUUUUUAUUUUAAUAGAGAAAAUUAAUGCAAGCAAAGCACCACUGGCAGAAAGUUUAGUGCUGAACAUGCUUCAUAUUUGCAGGAUUGUAUUAUUAGUGCUGAACAUGCUUCAUAUUUGCAGGAUUGUAUUACCAGUUAAUUUUAGUCAGAGGCAUUUGUUUAAAAUUCAGUAAAAUGUACUCGCUAGUAAGUUAUGAAACCGCUUUUGCAGCAGCUGAACACUACUGCCUUGUUUUCUAAAUUUUCUAAUAAAUUGAAAAUUUAUUUUUUUUUAUGACUUGUCUUAUUAAGAAUAAAAAAAAUAUCUGUUCACACCAA
Molecule: messenger RNA, 1000 nt
Organism: Protopterus annectens (West African lungfish)
Lineage: Eukaryota; Metazoa; Chordata; Ceratodontiformes; Protopteridae
Gene: DNPH1
Product: 2'-deoxynucleoside 5'-phosphate N-hydrolase 1
Exons: 4
Coding region: 104-547 (147 amino acids)
Biological process (GO): deoxyribonucleoside monophosphate catabolic process
Cellular component (GO): nucleus
Molecular function (GO): 5-hydroxymethyl-dUMP N-hydrolase activity
Source: RefSeq, a predicted model, not a curated record